Molecule: messenger RNA, 2508 nt
Organism: Synchytrium microbalum
Lineage: Eukaryota; Fungi; Chytridiomycota; Chytridiomycetes; Synchytriales; Synchytriaceae
Exons: 11
Coding region: 1-2508 (835 amino acids)
Biological process (GO): carbohydrate metabolic process
Molecular function (GO): beta-glucosidase activity
Source: RefSeq, a predicted model, not a curated record
AUGGUGAAUUACGUCUUUGCCCUUGUUUGGGUCAUCGCACUUGUUGUGGCUGACACCAAGGCAAAGAUCUUGUAUGGAGCUGCUACCUCAGCAUACCAAGUUGAAGGAGCUGCAAAUGUCUCUGGUCGAACUCCUUCAAUCUGGGAUGCAUUCACUCGAAUUCCUGGCAAGAUUGCUGAUGGAAGCAAUGGUGAUGUCGCAUGUGAUCACUAUCACAAGUAUGAACAAGACAUUAUGAUUAUGAAGGAUCUUGGAUUCCAAGUUUAUCGCUUCAGCUUGUCAUGGACUCGUAUGAUGCCUGAACGUGGACAAGUCAAUGAAGAAGGAGUUGCUUUCUAUAAUCGUCUUAUUGAUGCUUUGAUUCAGAAUGGCAUUACUCCUUAUGUCACCUUGUAUCAUUGGGACUUGCCUCAAGCACACCAAGAAGAGUAUGGGGGCUGGACGAGUGUGAAAGUUGUAGACGACUUCAACGAAUUCGCUACAGUCGCUUUCUCGAAAUUUGGAGACCGUGUUAAGAAUUGGAUUUCCAUCAAUGAACCAUACACCUUCUGCAACAUGGGAUACCAAAUGGGUAUCUUUGCACCUGGAGUUACGGGUCAACAACAGCAGUGCAAUCACAAUAUACUAUUGGCCCAUUGUCGAGUGGUGGAAACUUUCCGUACUCGAUUCAAUAAUGGCCGUAUUGGCAUUACAAUGGAUUCUGAAUGGACGGAGCCAUACUCAAACUCUACAGCAGACGUCAAUGCUGCAGAGAAUGCCUUGGUUGCACAUUUAGGAACUUUUGCUGAUCCUAUCUUCUUGACUGGCGAUUACCCCGAGUCAGUGAAAGCAAUCAACCCUAGUUUGUCUAUAUUUACCGAUGAACAGAAACGUCAACUAAAGGGCUCUGCUGAUUUCUUUGGACUAAAUUUUUAUACAGCCAGUUAUGAGCAAGCUGGUCCCAACAACACGUCCGUCAAUACGAAGUAUCGAGAUGGUCAACCUAUCGGAGCUGUAUCUGAUUCUCCUUGGUUGUUUGUUGUCCCUUGGGCCUUUCGCAAGCAGUUGGUUUGGAUCAAGAACCGAUAUGGAUCGGUUGAGAUCGUUGUCACUGAGAAUGGAGUCAGUGUGCCCAAUGAAACCAAUGUGGACGUCUCCAUCCACGAUACAUUCAGACAAAACUUUUACCAAUCAUACUUGGCCUCUAUGAUGGAUGCUGUACGUAUUGAUGGAGUCAAAGUCACUACAUACAUGGCUUGGUCAUUCCUUGACAAUUUUGAAUGGGCUGAUGGGUACUCCAAACGAUUUGGUAUUGUGCAUGUUGACUUUGCGACGUCGCAACGAAUUCCAUUCGAAGAUGUACUCGUUAAUCCUACCUUGAUGCAGGACGUGAUCGUGCCUAGAUCUGGAACAACGUUUAUACCUGUCCUGGUAUCGCCUGAUGGCAAGACGGUUAUUCAAGAUACGACGGAUAUAGUCGAUUACUUGGAAUCAGUAUUUCCAACGCCAUUUCCUGCAUACCCUACGAAGUCUAAUCCCAAGCAGAGAUUCCUGACCUACUUUUUGGAAGCUUAUGGCGAUGAGUGGAUGAAGAAUUGGGCCAUGCAUUACAGGUGGAACUUUGAGAAUGCUAGAGAUUACAUGUAUCAUGAGUUUGGAAGCAUGUUUCCUGGGAAAAUGUCGUAUGAAGAACGAAUCAAGAAGGGUGGAGAACGUGCAGUGAAGCUGCAGAAAGCGGCACUUCCACUUGGGGUGACUCCUGCAACCAAAGAGACGAUUGAAUUACAACUACAUGACUUUUUGAAAAAGUUGACAAAUCAUUUGGAUGAGUACCCUUACUUAUUGGGAAAUGCACCAACACUAGCAGAUUAUUCCUUCUUUGGUGGAAUGUAUGCUCACCUGCUGCGAGAUCCGAUACCCGGUCCUAUUUUAAAGAUUAAAUAUCCGCGAGUUGUAGAUUGGAUUGAAAGAGUCUGCCAGCUCCAUGGUAAAGCCAACCCCAAUCGAAUACUCUCUGGAACGACCGUCAAUGGAAUCACAACAUGGAAACGAGAGUCACCAUCAGAUGCAAAAUACAAUCUACAACCCAACGACGAAAUUCCAGUAACGCUCUUACCUUUGCUUAGACCGAUAAUUGAGGAUAUGCUGCCAUUCAUGAUAACGACGGCCAACGUCUUAAAGAAAUGGUUGUCUGAACAAAAGCCAAACCACAGGGGUGAGAUACCGAGAUCGUUAGCAAUAGCAGAUUAUCAUGUAACUGACCCACUGACGGGUCAAGUCGUUCGUGGAAAACGUGCUGUGAUGCCCUAUGAAUUGUGGAUGAUUCAACGGUCUGUAGAUUGGUAUGAGUCGUGCAGUGAGGUGCAACGCCGUGAUAUUGAUGCGAUGUUGGACUCUGUUGUAAACGGUGGUAGUUUGAUAUUUAAGGAUGUUGUUCUUGCCGUGAGAGGAGCGCGAGUGAAGAGAGUAAACAAUUUGCUAGUACCCGAUGUCGAAAAGAAUUCCGUACCGUCGUCAGCUCGGUUGUAG